ACUCCUCCCAGUUCCCUGAUCCUGAUUAAGCAGGUUGGUGCCCCAGUGCGGGUGGGAAGGUGACAGUUCAUUACAGAUUCAGAGAAGAGACCAAACAUGAAGCCUGUGACUGCGCUUGUGUUCCUGGGGCUACUGGGUGCCUGUGAGGUGGCAUCAGUAUCGGAGACAACGCCGGGAUCUAUAAACAGCCUCCUGCAAUGUCCGGACCAGGAUAUCUGCAGUUUGGCCAGUGUUUGCUGCAUCCCCGGAGUCGACAGUUACGGUUGGAUCGCUGCCGCCGUGGGCUGGAGCUUGUGGUUUCUCACGCUUAUUCUGUACUGCGUCGGCAAAGUUAUGAAUCUUCACCCCAAUGAGCCAAAGUAUCAACCGGCGUAAAGUGGACGUGACCUGAUCCUGAGACACAAGGACUUUCCCUCAAUUAUCUGAUGAUGUUCUCCAACCUCCACAGGCCUUAGCAGUUCAAGAGAUCUUGGGGUAACAGUCACCCUGCUAUAGUUACAGGGGUACCCAGGGCACAAAUAAGCAUUCACCCCAAAUCUCCCCCUAACUGACCUUCAGACUGGGCCCCCUUAGCUCAUAACAAGGUUACAGAUAUAUAGAAACAUUGGCGUGUCACCCUGCUAUAGUUCCAGGGGUACCCAGGGCACAAAUAAACACUCACCCCAAAUCUCCCCCUAACUGGCCUUCAGACUGGGCCCCCUUAGCUCAUAACAAGGUUACAGAUAUAUAGAAACAUUGGGGUAACAGUCACCCUGCUAUAGUUCCAGGGGUACCCAGGGUACAAAUAACAACUCACCCCAAAUCUCCCCCUAACUGACCUUCAGACUGGACCCCACUUAGGCCAUGUUACUCUAUUUGUGCUUCAGCAGCCACUGCACUGGAUUCCCAACUAUGAUCUGAUCUGUAAUAUUAUUAUUUUGAAAAUAAAUAACUUUGUGGGGGGGGGAGAGAAACAGAAACAAGCUUCAAUUUGUAUCAGUCUCCAGUUGGGUCCAGUAAAGAAAUACAAACAAUAAAUGACUUUUUUUCCCA
Molecule: messenger RNA, 1032 nt
Organism: Xenopus laevis (African clawed frog)
Lineage: Eukaryota; Metazoa; Chordata; Amphibia; Anura; Pipidae
Gene: tmem213.L
Product: transmembrane protein 213
Exons: 3
Coding region: 97-375 (92 amino acids)
Source: RefSeq, a predicted model, not a curated record